This is a messenger RNA of Colletotrichum truncatum, 675 nucleotides long. The record is from RefSeq and is a predicted model, not a curated record. Lineage: Eukaryota; Fungi; Ascomycota; Sordariomycetes; Glomerellales; Glomerellaceae.
AUGUUCAACGUGAUCUGGGCUGCGUCCGACCCUCUCAAAUCCGUCGAAGAACUUGUGAAGUUCAACAGGAUCGUGAAAAGAUAUUUCCCUGACUUUGAUCCGACAAAGGUCCUCAUCUUCACAACGCUAUCACACACAGUGGCACGAUUUGGGUUGGAAGAUGGCAACGCCGAUGAGGGCGACGAGCAGCCCGAGGUCGAAAGUCCCGAGGAAGAUGGCAACUACGCCGGGGACGAGAGUAGUGUUAAGCUCAUAACCUGGCUUACGAUUACGGUGUUCCCGUUAAAGAGAAACACCAUGGUCGUUAGACAGACUUUCACGGUCGAUCAAGCCGCAAAACAGGCCACAUUCAUGCUAAGCACCAUGAUCAGCAAAUAUAAGGACAAUAUAGUUGCGAUCUAUUCUUACUCAACUGCAGUACGCAGACAGGCUGCCAUAGCCAAUGUCUUUCUCGACCAACAGGUGCAGGAAGGGCUUCGGAGGAUGGCGUAUACCAUCUCCGAGUUUCAGAGCUCGUCCGUCGCUCACAAGGGAAACCAUGACAAGAUAGGCUUCAGCAACUUCGACAAGUUGAAGGCCAUCAUGCUCCAGACGCUCUCCUUCUCCAAGUCGUAUUACGACAACGAGAUGAAGGACGCAGUGGUGCCGAGGGCGCUGUACGACGCCUUUGGAUAG